AUGUUCCGCCGCACCGACGACGAGGACGACGACACCUUUGAUCCGAUCUUCUCUGGCCAAGAGAGAGGCUUCUGGGCCCAAGAUGAAUGGGACGAAUUUCCCUGGUCAGUCAUCCAUCUUUUCCCAUCCUUCUCAAUGGAUCUCGCGUCUGACUGUGCAGCCGUAUAAUAGACCCAUCGAUCAUCAAUGUCAACGACACAUGGUACUCCUUCUCCACCAACUCGGGAGGCCGAAACAUCCAGAUCGCUACUUCGGAUGACUUCGAUACCUGGACGCUCUUGCAGACGGAUGCCUUGCCAGACUUACCGGCUUGGAUCAGCGAUCAGCCGACAGAUGUUUGGGCUCCAGAUGUCAGUCUGUUGGUAUGCCAUCCCCCCCAUCUUGCAAAAAUUUCCCCCAUUUUCUCGCAUGAAAUACUGAUGUGGUCUGGUUAGGACAAUGGCUACUUUAUCAUGUACUAUACCGCCCGUACAGAUGAGGACUCCCGCUACCACUGCGUCGGAGCAGCCACAUCACAGAGCAUCGAGGGGCCCUUUGAACCUUGUUCGGACGACCCCUUGAUCUGUGAUCUCUCCGUCGGCGGAGCGAUCGAUCCUGCUGGGUACGAAGAAGAUGGCCAACGGUACAUCCUCUGGAAAGUCGACGGGAAUGCUCUCCCUUAUGGAUCCGGCCCCUGUGGCCCUACCAAUCAUACUACCCCGUUGUAUAUCCAGCCCGUUGCGGCAGAUGGCGUUACGUUGCAAGGCUCCAAGAGCCAACUCGUCGAUAACCAGGGUUCUUCAGACGAUGGAAUCGUCGAGGCUCCGAGUCUGACAAAGUGUGGAUCGACCUAUGUUCUCUUCUUCAGUUCGGGAUGUUUUACGACCACUAAUUACAAAGUCAACUACGCUACGAGCACGAGCUUGACAGGGGGGUUUCAGAGGGCGCAGAAUGCUCUCUUCCAGACUGGUACGCAGAAUUUGACGGCGCCCGGUGGCGCUUCUAUUGAUCGGGACGCGAAGCAUUUGGUUUUCCAUGCGAAUUACAAUGGUGGGAGGGCGCUUUGGACGGACAUCGUUACUAUAGAUGGAGAUCAGGUGUCAGCUUGA
This is a messenger RNA of Lecanosticta acicola, 1088 nucleotides long. Lineage: Eukaryota; Fungi; Ascomycota; Dothideomycetes; Mycosphaerellales; Mycosphaerellaceae. The record is from the annotation of a GenBank genome assembly.